Propithecus coquereli (Coquerel's sifaka) is the source of this 3728-nucleotide messenger RNA. It is a transcript of the gene LASP1, whose product is annotated as LIM and SH3 protein 1. Gene Ontology annotation, molecular function: actin filament binding. The transcript has 7 exons. NCBI's taxonomy places the organism in Eukaryota, Metazoa, Chordata, Mammalia, Primates, Indriidae. Bases 239 to 1024 code for a protein of 261 amino acids. Gene Ontology annotation, cellular component: focal adhesion. The record is from RefSeq and is a predicted model, not a curated record.
CGCGCCUCGCCGCGCGCGUCCCUGCCCGCGCCCGCGGCGCGUGCCCGCCCCGGUGCAGCCCCUCCUCCCCGCUGUGUUUAUUAGGGGAAGGAGGGCGGAGGCGGAGGCCAGUUCUCCAGCUCCAGCCGCUGUCGCCGCCGCCUGUGCUGUUGCAGCCGCGGCCGCCUCCCGCCACCUCGCCCCGAGAAAGAGAACGCGCGCGAGCUUGGGCGUCCCCGCCCCAGCCUUUCCCAGAGCCAUGAACCCCAACUGCGCCCGGUGCGGCAAGAUCGUGUACCCCACGGAGAAGGUGAACUGUCUGGACAAGUUUUGGCAUAAAGCAUGCUUCCAUUGCGAGACCUGCAAGAUGACACUGAACAUGAAGAACUACAAGGGCUAUGAGAAGAAGCCCUACUGCAAUGCACACUACCCCAAGCAGUCCUUCACCAUGGUGGCUGACACCCCGGAAAACCUUCGCCUCAAGCAACAGAGCGAGCUCCAGAGUCAGGUACGCUACAAGGAGGAGUUUGAGAAGAACAAGGGCAAAGGCUUCAGCGUGGUGGCAGACACACCUGAAUUCCAGAGAAUCAAGAAGACCCAGGACCAGAUCAGUAAUAUAAAGUACCAUGAGGAGUUUGAGAAGAGCCGCAUGGGCCCCAGCGGGGGUGAGGGCAUGGAGCCGGAGCGCCGGGACGCCCAGGACGGCAGCAGCUACCGGCGGCCCCCGGAGCAGCAGCAGCCCCACCACAUCCCGACCAGUGCCCCGGUUUACCAGCAGCCCCAGCAGCAGCCGGCGGCCCAGUCCUAUGGUGGCUACAAGGAGCCUGCGGCCCCUGUCUCCAUACAGCGCAGCGCCCCAGGCGGCGGCGGGAAGCGGUACCGCGCUGUGUAUGACUAUAGCGCCGCCGACGAGGACGAGGUCUCCUUCCAGGACGGGGACACCAUCGUCAACGUGCAGCAGAUCGACGACGGCUGGAUGUAUGGGACGGUGGAGCGCACGGGCGACACAGGGAUGCUGCCCGCCAACUACGUGGAGGCCAUCUGAGCCCCGGGCGCCCCCACCUCGCCUCCUAGGCGUGACCCGUCCACCCCUCCGUGUCUGUUUUUUAAAAUCCGCGACAGCUUGUGAUUCCCACCCCUUCUCCAGCUUCUUUUGCCAACCGAAGCCUUCUGCCACUUCUGCGGGCUCCUUCGUCCGGCAGGUUUUCCCCUCGGCCGACUUCCUGGUUUCUCUCUGGAUGGAUCAGGCGCGGGCCUCUCUGGGGCAGGCCGAGGCCGGGCUGGAAAGGGAGACCUGUUGGCUCCCCGGCCUCCCCUGCCUCUGUCUUCUCCCCGCCUCAGCCUCCUGCCCAGCGCCUCACGCACCCACACAUUCCAGGGCUGGGCGAACGCCACAUUCCCAGGACCCCGGGGCAGGGCCUCCGUUCCCCAGAGUGGAACCUACCCCUUGGUCCCUGUCGCGCAGGGCCCAGUGCGAUGGGCUUUACUGCUCUUCUCAAAGACGGGGCUCCUGGCCCAGGAGAGGCCGUGCUCCCCAGCCUGGCCCUCCUCGAGGGCGGCGGCAGGAGAGCGGAGUUCCGCGUUGGCAUGAAUUCAUCCCCCCACGUUCCUUCUCACUGUGAUUUCGCCCUCCUGCCCACGCAGACCUGGGGGGAGCGAAGAGCUCCCCAGGAAGCACAGCUUGGGUCAAGUUCUCGCCUUUCUUGAUUUUAGGGACAGCUGCAGGCAGGAGGGGAACAGGGUGUUCUCUCCCGUAGCCCUUUUUCCCCACUCCCACCCCAGGCUCGGGGACCCUCGCUGCCUCCUUGGCUGGAGGCCUCAGCGCCGGGCUGUGGGUGAGGUGAGCCGCUCCUCCCUGCUCCUCCCGGGGAGGGGUCUCGGGCCUUCCACGGCCUCCCCUUGCCGGCCUGACGCCACGUGCGCGUGGAGCAGCGCGAGGCCCGCGGGCGCUCUCUAUCUCCGAGACCUGGCGCGCGGGCAGGAGUGUGCGUGUCUGCGCGUGUCUGUGGCAGGCGUGCGUGAGUGUGAGCAUGGGGUGAGAGAUGCGGGUGUGCAGGUGCGGGGGUGUGAGGGCACAUAGAGCCGUUUUCCCCCGAUUUCCUCAAAACCCACGGCGAGAGGGGAGGGCCCUGCGCAGUGUGCUGGGCGGAGGAAGGGGUCGGCGUGGAGUUGGUGGGGGCUGCCCUGGGCCUGCAGCUUCCUGGGGGGAGGCGGGGGAAGGCUCCGUGGCUCUACGCAUAUCCUCCAGCCCGCCGCUGCGUGGACACUGUGUCACCCACACUGUGGGUGCCUCACUCUGGGGGCCCUCCCCGCAGACACUCCCUGCCCCGCCCCACCCCGCUUACAUAAAGCCCCCCUGAAGCAAGGGAGCGGACCCCAGGGCUGCAAACCUGGAAGCACAGGCUCCGGGACAGGGAAGGGAACGUGGUGCUAUGUCCAGUUCCUUCCCUCCGCUCGUUGGCGGCCGUGACAACCCUUGCCCGACUUCAUUCAUCUCUGGGCCCUCCUCCCAUCUUUGCCCGAGUCCAUCCAGGCCCCGCAGUUGACAUCUUGUCCCUUUGCACACCUGUACCCUGCAGGUGAGGGAAGGGGCCUGAAGGUGUCAGUCCAUUCAGCAGUCGAGUCACCGUGGGUGUUUCUGUCAACUGCUGCUUAGCUGGUUUGGGAGGAUUUGCCCCACAUGAGAAACGGAGGAAAGGCCUGUGCAUGAGGAGCCCCUGCCCGGACAGUCCCUUUUCCCUGCCGGCCCCGGCCUAGGUGAGGGCAGCGGGGUGUCUUACACGGGGCGAUUUGGAGAUGAGAAGCAAUCUUGGGAGCCUCUGGGGACGCGCUGGUGCAUUCCACUUCCUCUUGAUCUCAAAGCACAAUGUGGAUUUGGGGACCAAGGGUCAGGGACACAUCCUGUUCAAGGACCUGUAGUUGGGGAAGUGGUGAGUGCGUGGGUGGAGGUCCCACCUCCCAGCAGCAAGCAGCAGCCCGUUGUCACUCAGCUUAAUUCUCCUUCCCAAACGAGACGAGCCGGCCACUGGAAUCUUGCUGCCGGCUCCUGCCUCGACUCUUCCCGUCCUAGAAAUAGGGGCCAUUUUCUUAUACACCCCCAGAGAGAGGAGGGACUGUCACACUGGUGCUGAGGGACCCAGGGGCUACUUACUGGGCGUCCUUGUUCCUUGCCAGAACCAUCCAUCCCUGGAAGAGCACAGAACCCCGAGGGCUGGGCUGAAUCCCUGGUCUUUUCUGUAGUUCACGGAGGUCUUUUGGCCAAUCUAAUCCCGGGAAAGGCGCAGCAAAGCUAGAAUGUGAAUUUAACGUUCGUGGACCAAUAACGAAGUGCAAGCCCAAUGGUGAGAAAAGUGAAUUCUCCCAACUCUGCUUCCUGUUUUCGCCCCUCAUGUCCCUCCAGGGAAAACUACUUCACUGCUUAAUUUCUGCCUUUCCCCCCUCACAUAUGCACUUUUGGCCCCCUUUUUAUAGCUGGAAAAAACAAAAUACCACCCCAUGAACCUGUAUUUAAAAAGAAAUGACCGUGUGAAACUUGCCUGUGUUCAAACAUGUCAUCGUGCGUGUACAGCGUCCACUCAUCUUUUUAUAUGGGGGUGUUGUCCUAUUUUGGUCUGUCUGGUCUUCUCCCUCGUGGGCUUGUGCUCGGGAUCAAAUCUUUCUGGCCUGUUAUGAUUCUGAACAUUUGACUUGAACCACAAGUGAAUCUUUCUCCUGGUGACUCAAAUAAAAAUAUAAUUUUUACCUUCGGA